Molecule: messenger RNA, 885 nt
Organism: Leptonychotes weddellii (Weddell seal)
Lineage: Eukaryota; Metazoa; Chordata; Mammalia; Carnivora; Phocidae
Source: RefSeq, a predicted model, not a curated record
AUGUUCAAGGACCACCCAACCCUGAGUGAGAUGGGCAGGCGUCAGGAUGAUGACACCUCCACGGGAAGAGAGACAGACAGACAGCAGGUGCAGGACAGGGGACUGGUCCUCGGCAAUGCUUUGGCCGGAGCUCCUGAAGUGGGAGGAGAAAGCCGAGGGCACGGGUAUGCCGAGCGGGGUUCUGUGUAUAAAACUGUUAGGUGCCUCCUCCCAGCACUAUCUGCUCCUAAGCACCCUGCCUUUUACGAGAGCCCAGCAGCACUUUAUCAGCCAGUGCCUUCUGCCGCCGGGCAACCAGCCGGAGCAAAAUUAAGCACCUCCUACGCUUGGAACCAAAACCCACCCAAAAUAAAGAUUAUCUAUGGAGAGAGAGGAAGGAUGAAUGGACAGUCUUUGGUUGCCGGCGCUGGUGAUGCCCCUCGUGGUCCUCUUUGGAAGGACCCUUGUGGAGAUAAGGCUGGGGAGGCUGCGCUCAGAGGCUUCACCUGGCUCAGCAUGGCCCCAGCACAGGGGCCCCCGGAUCAGGAGCCAGAGGAAGAGAUAACCAUGGAGGAUAGUCCCACUAUGGUUAAAAUGGACCAGGGUGAAAAGCAGGUUUUACGAAGUCCAAGAAGAAGGUACCUCCCCAAGGCACUUGGCUAUGUCACCGGUGAUAUGAAAGAAUUUGCCAGCUGGCUUAAAGGUUACACACCCCUGAGCCCCUGGUGCUGCUACAAGACAGCUGAUGGAGGUGGGGGUGACCAGAGCUUGGAUGGGCCCCCUGAGUUAUCCCUGUGCGAGCAGGAGGCCCAGUCGUGUAGGACAGAGCUGAGUGGGAAGAAAAGGGGGAGCGGGGUCAACAAAAGGCCUCUCUUUGUGCUCUUGCCCCAGCCCCAUAAAUGUUAG